CGGCCCCAGAGGCCACAUAUGGAGGACUCUGUUAAUAUCGUCCUAGUUAGAGGGUUGAUUCUCUGACUGAAAUAUGCAUGUCAACAGAUGACCCCCAAGGGGGAAGGUAGACACUCGUGUAUAUAUAUCUGUAUUUAUUUGCAGGCAGUUGAAAGGAGUACGAGGGAUUUACGGGAGCAUAUUCUACUACUACCUCUUUGUCUAUCUGCCCCUCAUACCAUAAUGGCGGUCGAGAGUAAACACGCUGCCAAGCUGAUAGUUUCGGUAAUGGUCCUUUGGGCUAUCAGUGCAACCUCUUUCAUCCUUCGAGCCGUAUCCAUUCAGAUGCGCAAGCGAUCCUGGAAGUCCCAUGACUACCUCACGGCUCUGGCACUACUCUGCUUCACGGGGUAUGCCGCGGACGUCACUGUGGGUAAGUGCGUGUUAUUCACUCGGAUGCCGCUCGAUGAUGAGGCUUGUUGACGACAGUCGACCAUCCAGGUGCCAUUGCGGGGGCCUAUGGCGCGGAUAUUGACACUAUCUCGAUGAAUAAGUUGGUCAUUUCGUUGAAGGUUCGUUUCGACCUCCUCAUCGUGUG
Molecule: messenger RNA, 577 nt
Organism: Aspergillus steynii IBT 23096
Lineage: Eukaryota; Fungi; Ascomycota; Eurotiomycetes; Eurotiales; Aspergillaceae
Exons: 2
Coding region: 88-462 (124 amino acids)
Source: RefSeq, a predicted model, not a curated record